Messenger RNA from Saprolegnia parasitica CBS 223.65, 1680 nucleotides. RefSeq lists its product as hypothetical. Bases 17 to 1624 code for a protein of 535 amino acids. NCBI's taxonomy places the organism in Eukaryota, Oomycota, Saprolegniomycetes, Saprolegniales, Saprolegniaceae. The record is from RefSeq and is a predicted model, not a curated record. Gene Ontology annotation, molecular function: protein binding. The transcript is spliced from 6 exons.
UAUCAAUCCUACAGCCAUGUUCCUGAGCAACAACGACGAAGUGGACUUGCUCGACCGCCUCCGCAAGAAGGACCGCGAGAAGCUCCGCGAGAAGCAGAAGGGUCAGAUGCCGGUUAUGGACCUCGCGACGCUCACGCAGAUCUGCGUUGACAACGACGGCUACGAGACGCCCGAACUCAACGACAAUUUAUUUGCACAUUUUAAAGGCUUCCAAAAGAUCGAGGGCCUAGAACCGUUCUACAACCUCAAGGCGCUUUGGCUCGAGUCCAACAACCUUCGCAAGAUUGAAAAUCUCGACAUGCUUCAACAGCUUCGGUGCCUCUACCUCAACAAAAACUUGCUCGAGAAGGUCGAGAAUCUUCAGUGCCUCCGCAACCUAGCCACUCUUGAUCUGAGUGAAAACAGCAUCUACACGAUCGCGGGUCUCGAAUGUCUCGACCAACUCACGUCGCUGAAUCUCGCCAAGAAUCGACUCGAGCAUGUGACGGACAUCGCCGCCUUGACGCAGACGCCGUCGAUUACCAACUUGGAUUUGAGUCACAACCAGCUCUCAGACCCGGCCAUUUUGACUGUGUUCGAGACCAUGAUCCACCUUCGUGCGCUGCGCCUCACUGGCAACGAGGCUGUAUCGAAGACCAAGUACUUUCGAAAGACGUACAUCACGUCGCUGCCGCAGCUCGGAUACCUCGACCGCCCGAUCUUUGAUUUGGAGCGCGCUGCUGCUGUUGCUUGGAAGACGGGCGGCGCUGAGGCUGAGGCGCAAGCACGCGCAGCGUUCGUUCAACACGAGCACGAUGAGCGACGCCGCACGCUGCAAGAAUUUCGCGACUGGCAAGCUGAGAUUCGUGCUAAAAAGCAGGUCGAGCUUCAGCAGCGUCAAGCUGCCGGUGACGUACCUCCUGACCCAUCCCAAGCGGUCGUCCCUCCGUAUGACAGCGCAACGCAGGCCCAAGCCCGCCAAGAUGCGCUCUACGAGAGGGCGAGCGUUCAAGGCAACGGCAUCAAGGAGAUAGGAUCAGCCUUCUGGGCUACUGAAGCCCAACGCAAUAUCGAGGCACCUCCGUCUCCCGAGGUGGACGUCGAGUCCGCACAAGGAUCAGGUGCUGUUGACCAGGAAAUACCCGAAACGGAAGAAAGACAACAAGAGGAACAUGAAGUGGAACCGCUUGUCGAACCACUAGCUACGACCAGCGUGGAAUCACAGCAUUGCGUUGCCACACCAACCGAAGAGGAAGCCCCCUUGUUGAUCAUGACACCCGCCUCCGCCGUUUUGAGCCCACCUGAAGUGUCAGUGCUUCCGCCACCAGCUCCCGUGCUUCGUGUGCAGAAAGACUCGGCAUCCGCCUACGCACCAUUGCUCGAUACGUUGCAAGUUGUAACGACGUCGAUCCCCGCGCCAGACGCACGUCGUGGGCCUGUGGAGCGAGAAACGUGGGAAUCGUUGCAGCAAAAGGCCAAGGUCGCUCCCUACCUGCACAAGCCACCCGUGCUUCCAUCCUGCCACGAGAUGCUCUCAAGCGACGACGAAGACGAUGACACAAGCAUCCGCCCAAAAACACGGUCCGAACUGCUCCAAGGUUUGCAGGCGCGCCGCCCAUUUACGAAUCUGAGCCAAUUGGACUAAUGACACUGUGUACACCAACUCGUCAAGAGCUUUUAUUACUUAAAACAUAACUUUGG